Messenger RNA from Coffea eugenioides, 1527 nucleotides. Its product is annotated as cysteine-rich receptor-like protein kinase 10. Gene Ontology annotation, biological process: protein phosphorylation. The record is from RefSeq and is a predicted model, not a curated record. Lineage: Eukaryota; Viridiplantae; Streptophyta; Magnoliopsida; Gentianales; Rubiaceae. The transcript is spliced from 7 exons. Bases 1 to 1359 code for a protein of 452 amino acids. Gene Ontology annotation, molecular function: protein kinase activity; ATP binding.
AUGUCGUUAAGUCAACAAACACUGGUCACUCAAUUUGACAAGACAAUGAAAUCUUCUACACAUGGAGGGAGGGUAAUGAGUGUGGGGAAUUUGAGAACUCUUGAGCCGGAACUAGAAAUGACCAAAAUCAAGUGGCAUAAGCCUGCAACUGGAGUUACUAACUUCCUCUUACAUGCUUUUCCAAUUGCUGUCCCAGUAGUCGUGGUUUCAGUCGUUCUAUUUAUCAUGGCUUUGGUUUUCCUGAAAAGAAGAUCAAGGAAGAGCCAUGUUUCUAUGCCGCUUGAAGCAACUGAUGGAGUUGCUGAAAUCUUAACAGCCGAAUCCUUACAGUAUAGCUUAACUGAAAUUCAAAUUGCCACAAAUAACUUCUCUGUGGAUAACAAAAUUGGCGAAGGUGGAUUUGGUCGUGUAUACAAGGGUGUACUUGCUAAUGGACAAGAGGUAGCAGUAAAGAGGCUGUCAAGAAGCUCAGGGCAAGGUGCAGAAGAAUUUAAAAAUGAAAUUGUAGUAGUCGCAAAGCUUCAACACAGAAAUCUAGUUCGACUAUUGGGAUUUUGCUUGGAAGGAGAAGAAAAGAUACUCAUAUAUGAAUUUGUUCCCAAUAGAAGCCUUGACUACUUCCUCUUUGAUAGUAAAGAUUCAGAAAAGAAACGAUCACUGAACUGGUCAAGACGUUACAAGAUCAUUGGAGGUAUAGCAAGAGGACUCCUCUAUCUGCAUGAGGAUUCUCAUCUUAGAAUUAUUCAUCGCGAUCUCAAAGCAAGCAAUAUAUUGUUGGAUGGAAAUAUGAGUCCAAAGAUAGCAGAUUUUGGCAUGGCAAAGAUUUGUGGAGUUGAUCAAUCUGUAGGAAACACAAAUAGAAUUGCUGGGACAUUUGGUUACAUGGCUCCCGAAUACACAAGGUGUGGCCAGUUCUCCGUAAAGUCAGAUGUAUUCAGUUUUGGGGUUGUAAUUUUGGAAAUUAUCACAGGCAAGAAGAACAGUAGCUUCUACGUAUCUGAAGAUUCUGAAGGCCUUCUAAGCUAUGCUUGGAAGCAUUGGAGAAGCGGCGAUCCUUUAGCUCUUUUGGAUUCAAGUAUUGGAGAUUCUUAUAUCAAAAAUGAAGUCAUUCAGUGUGUCCAAGUAGGUUUAGUAUGUGUUGAAGAAGAUGUCAGCAAAAGACCUACAAUGGCUUCCGUGGUCCAAAUGCUCAAUAAUAGUUCUGUUACCCUACCUACUCCACAUUGUCCGGCUGUUUUCCGGCGCCAUGGAUCGGAGGGCAGGGUGGAGGAGCUGAAAGUUGAUCAAUCUAAUGCCGAAAGAAUUUCAGCUUCAAGCUCUGUAAAUGAGGCAUCAAUUACUCAACCAUAUCCCAGAUGAAGGAAGAAAUAGGGCUAAUUCUGGAAGGAAAUAUCAAGGAAUUGUGUUUCGCAUUUCCAAAUCUUCCUAAGAAUGAAAAAUCUGCUUGUACCGCAGUGUGUCCUAGUUGACAAAAUAGCCCCCAUGUACAAGUGGACAUUCUUGUUAAUCGCUAGAGAUUUUGAAUUG